UCCUCAGCCACAGCGACCGCAGUCGCUCCCACGACACCAUGUCCAGCGGCCACGUCGGCGUACGCGCAGCGCUCCUGCUCGCUUUGACUGCACUGGCGCCCCUGCUGUGCAUCGCUCAUGACGCCAGUUGCAAAGACACGAGCGGGAAGUACGAGACGUCGUACACGUGUGAGGGAUUCAAAGAUCCGCACGACUUCGAGCGGCACCUCAACCACGGCCUCGUUCCUCACUCGUCGCGUGGACUGAGCUUCAUCCUGCGCGACUCGCGUCCGCGCGACUUCCCCGUCGGCUGGCUGGAGGGCAUCAAUGCUACUCUUCUCGAGUUCCAGAACGUCACGCUCGCGUCACCCGAAUCGUACGACGCGGUGCUGUCUGGGCUCGCAGGAGACGCGCUGCCAUCCUCGGUGGAGCGUCUCGUAUUCAGUUACGGCAGCACGCUUCCAGCCAGCUGGGAGACCUUACAGAAGCUACCACGUCUGAAGACCCUCGGGCUGGUGAAAAUGAGUGGUCUGAGGCUUGGCCGAGACUUCGGCCGCCUACCGCGCACUGUGCGGGGCGUAAGCGUGCUCCAUUCGAGCGUCGAAAGCAUUGAAGACGGUUGGCUUUCAGAGCUUCCAUACCUAGAGUACGUCGUGAUCCGGGAUUCGAAGCUCGCACUCUUCUCCCGGAACAUGCUACCCACCCCAGCGCUCAAACUGCGAAGCAUCGACCUCGACUACAAUGACCUGAGGGCCAUUCCGGCUGGCUUCGGUGAUGGCUUUCCGGCUCUGGCAUUUCUGGACCUGGAGGGAAACAAGAUCACCACCAUUGAGGAGCGCCACCUCUCCGGUGUACUCAACGACACCAGCACUGUUGUACUGCUUGGAAACAACUGGCUUCACUGUGACUGCAAGCUGGGCCACCUUCGGCGCCACUCAGACCGCAGGCUGCGGGCUCGGUGCCACACCCCGGAAAAGCUGCGAGGACGCAGCAUACAGAGCCUCACGGACAUUGAACUGGGCUGCUGAAGGUGCUACACGCCUUCACUGGCUGCGGGUGCUUUCUCUUUACCUCUUGUUAUGUACCAGAUUCAAAGUCUAUCCUGUCUAUGCUUUCUGCGGUAUUCGCUCCAAGAAUUAAAGAAACAGACACAUCCCCAAAGACGAGAGCCCACUUCGACUGCAGCAGUAAGAGCCACAAAGAAAUAAAGCCUCUCCAUGAUCGAUGA
Messenger RNA from Rhipicephalus microplus (southern cattle tick), 1207 nucleotides. RefSeq lists its product as uncharacterized. Lineage: Eukaryota; Metazoa; Arthropoda; Arachnida; Ixodida; Ixodidae. The record is from RefSeq and is a predicted model, not a curated record. Gene Ontology annotation, molecular function: protein binding.